GUCGUAAACAGUGAAAUCCGGAUGGUAAGAAUGAUUUUGGAUGUAAACCUUUUAAACAAACAUAUUAUAAACAAACGUAUUUUAUUAUUAAGCCAUAAAACAUCUUAGAAGCAAAUAAAGUGAAGAGACAAUGGAGAAUAUUCAAAACCUUCCCAUCGACAUUCAGACCAGCAAGCUUCUGGACUGGCUGCUGGAUCGACGACACUGUAAUCUGAAAUGGCAGAGUGCAGUAAAAGGGAUCAGAGAGAAGAUCAAUGCUGCCAUCCAGGACAUGCCAGAGAACGAGGAGAUCAAACAGCUUCUCUCCGGCUCCUACAUUCACUACUUUCACUGCUUGAGGAUAGUGGAGAUACUGAAGGGAACAGAAGCUUCCUCUAAGAACAUUUUCGGCAGAUAUUCAUCUCAGAGGAUGAAGGACUGGCAGGAGAUUGUGUCCCUUUAUGAGGCAGAUAAUGUCUAUUUGGCGGAGGUGGCCAGCUUGCUGAGUCGCAAUGUGAGCUACGAAGGCCCGGCUCUGAGGAAGCAGCUGGCCAAAGCCCAGCAGCUGCAGCAGGAGCUGAGCAGGCGGGAAGUGGAGUGCCAGAGCUCAGCCGCAGAUCUGAGGGAACGAUACUAUGCCGCCUGCAAAAAGUAUGGCAUCACAGGAGAAAAUGUGGCUCGUGAGCUUCAGGCUCUGGUGAAAGACCUGCCAGCGGUUCUUGAGGAAGUUGGGAAGGACUCAGCAAAAUUAGAGGCACAAAUCCGACUUUAUGCUGCUUUCACAAACUUUGUAUGUGAGUGGUCUGAUCCAGUCUUGCCCAUGCUGACACUGGCCCAGAAGAGAGGGAACACAACGUUUUAUGAGUGGAGGACAGGGAAAGUCCCUGCAGUUGUUGACAGGCCAGUCGUGGACGAUGCACCUCCUGAUACAGUCACAGAGGACACGAUCGACUGGGGCAACUUUGGCGAAGGAACAGACAGUGUGGGUGUUAAUGCUGGCAUCACAGUUGAGGAUGAUAUAGACUGGGGUAUCAGUCUGGAGCCAACCUCUGAGGAUGCUGGUGCAGGAGGUAUCGACUGGGGUGACAGUGACGCUGCUCCCAUAGAAAUCGAAGUUGUAGACGUGGGCACAGACUGUCCUGAAGGCGUGGCAAGGGGCGAGGAUGCUUUGACUCUACUGGAGAACUCUCAGUCACGCGGCCAGUUCAUUGAUGAGUUAAUGGAGCUGGAAGUUUUCCUAACCCAGCGCAUCAGUGAGAUGGGAGAUGAGGGAGAUGUGGUUUCCAUGAGCCAGUUCCAGCUGGCCCCUUCUGUCAUCCAAGGCCAGACCCGGGAGCAGACCCGGGAGAUGCUGUCUGAGGUGCAAGACCUUCUGGGCCGGCUCACCUCUCUCCGGAUGCAACACCUCUUUAUGAUCCAGGCCUCACCACGGUAUGUUGAGCGUGUGUCGGAGGUGCUGAGGCAGAAGCUGAAGCAGGCAGAGAUCCUGGUGCUGAAAGGUGUCACAAUGGCAGAGAAAAGGCAGGAAGCCCUGGAGGAGCAGUCCAGACUGGAGCCUCGUGUCGACCUGCUGGCAGGAUGCACCCGGGAACUCCAGAAACUGAUCGAAGCAGACAUUUCGAAGCGAUACCACAACAGGCCUGUCAACCUGAUGGGGGUUAAUAUAUAGUGAGCUUCACAGACACUCACAAAAAAUAUUUUGUCAUGAUCUACAAGGAGAAAUAAAAGGAGUAUUUAAUUAUAAGUCUUUUGUGUUCUUUACAUUUUCUGGAUUUAAAUUUAAACAUUUGAUGUUUUACAGAUCAUUUAAGUUUUUUUUAACAGAACUGUUUUGACAAAUUAAUAAAUGGCUGACGUUGCUGGCCAAAUAUCAAUAUCAUUGAUUUGUUUUCAUGACUUUCAGUAACUUCUAAUACUUACUAGGCCUUUACUUUCCUCGAUUAUUUCUGAUUUAAUUUACUUCAUAUUGGUACUCCACUACCACAUUUCAGAGGGAAAUAUUGCACUUUGUACUCCACUACAUUUAUGUGACAGCUGGAGUUACAUUAAAAACUUAUAAUAAGUAUAAUUUUUUUAAAUACAAUACAAUACAAUACUCUGAGGCCACUUGUCAUGUUUCAGAUGUCUAGGAGUUGUUUUUCCACCAAAUACAUUUUUUUUAAACAGCAACCAGUCCUGACAUCAUACCUGCAUGCUUGCCUUAUCUGCUCUCAUUUGUUUGGCUUCUUGUCUGUGUUCGUCAGACUGUGUCCCAUCUGGUUUUAUCAUCUGUAAUCUAAUUUAUUGUUAGCUUAACAUUGUUUUAUAUUUACUGCCUGCAUUGUACAUGCAUUCUAAGCUUCUUAUCCUAUAGUUCUGUGUCAUAGUUUUACAUGUAUGGUAUUAAUGGCUCAUUUAACAUCUUGCCAAGGAACAUUGCUCUACAGAUUGUCACGCCCCUUGAGGAAAAAUAUUUCAAUGUGAUACUGAGGAUACAAAAAAAAUUUACUUAACUUUUGGCUAAUACUGGCACUUUUGCAGUGAUGUUGAUUAAUGUGCAUUAUAAGGAAAUAAAUCAAAAGAAAAUGCUUUGA
Molecule: messenger RNA, 2552 nt
Organism: Seriola aureovittata
Lineage: Eukaryota; Metazoa; Chordata; Actinopteri; Carangiformes; Carangidae
Gene: cdk5rap3
Product: CDK5 regulatory subunit associated protein 3
Exons: 14
Coding region: 131-1648 (505 amino acids)
Biological process (GO): regulation of mitotic cell cycle; regulation of cyclin-dependent protein serine/threonine kinase activity
Cellular component (GO): endomembrane system
Source: RefSeq, a predicted model, not a curated record